Messenger RNA from Trachemys scripta elegans, 2586 nucleotides. RefSeq lists its product as uncharacterized. Lineage: Eukaryota; Metazoa; Chordata; Testudines; Emydidae. The transcript has 2 exons. Bases 164 to 1024 code for a protein of 286 amino acids. The record is from RefSeq and is a predicted model, not a curated record.
GAAAGACAAGACGGGCAGACGCAGCAAGAGUAGCAGUUCCGGUUUAGGCCAUAGAGAGGCCAGGCUAGGACGGAACUCCAGAAAGGGAGCGUUGCUGCUCCCGCGCUGCCCCUCUCCAAGAUGGCGCAGGUUGUCAGAAUUAUAAGACAAUAAGAAAGUAGUGAUGGAAUCGUUGGAUACGGGGUCUAAAGCAAAGAAAACUCUAGGAAAAGUUGACUAUGUAGAGUCAUCAGAAUUUUCCCAAGGAAUUCUGCCUACAAAUAAGGAUGUCAUUCAGAACAUGUUGUAUCUGUUGCAACCCAAAAGAGCUGGGCAAGCACAACGAUCAAAAGAAGAUGCAGCCCAAUUGCUUGCUGAACUUCUGCAGGAACACUGGUUGUUUUGCAACUUACACACCAUAGCAACAAAAAAUAUAAAGAAGAAUAUUCUCAAAAUGUAUGAGGAAUUCACAAAACUCUAUCAAACCAGAAAGCAGAGACAAAAUCAGUCAUUUACAGAGAAGGCCAACACAUUCAACAGGAGUUCAGAACAGCUCUUUGACAUAUUUUGUACAGACACAGUGAUAAGAAAUGAGCUGGAACAAUACAGUGGUAUAAAAAUGACAGACGUUGAGUGGAAAUUUCUUGAAAACCAAAGAAGUGAAAGAAAAAUGUACCAUAAAGAUUUCAUGGACAAGAAAGAAAUUAAGAUGAUGGGAAGAAGAAAACUACAGUGCCUGGAGCACUUGAGAAAAAUUGCAGAAAAAAAAGAAGCGAGUGAAGUCAAAGAAGAGACUUACAAAACUGAUGAGAAGUUAGAUGAAGGUAUGAGUGUAAAUGAAUCAUAUGUUGUAGAAGAGGAGGAGGAUGAAGGUGUUCCAGAUUUUUCAUCUAAGGGGAAAAGAAAGCGUCCAUAUUCUACGUGGACUGCCAGCUCUCCAACAUCAGCUGGUGAUAGUAUGCCUCUUGAGUGUCAACAUAUACGUAUGAGCAUCAGGAAAGUUAGGCCUGGGUUCUAUGAGACUGUUAAGUUUAAAAACUGCUAGUACAUGUCAGUCUCAAGCUGAGGCUACUGUAGUAGAAGUUAGCAACAAAAUAUUUAGGACAUCUUGAAAUACCAUGAUCAUUUGGAAGUCCCUGAUGUAGAUACUCUAACAACAUUCAGAAACAUCCACCUGGGAGUGAAGAGCAUUGAAGUAAUGAGAUUGGCAGAAACUGUAAAAGAUUAUGAACUCCAAAGGAAAAAGCAGUUCAUAACUAAUGAUAUGAAGGCUUAGAGAUAGAUGAUCUGGGGGGUAUGUAGCAGUACAAGUCUCCAUCUAAGGCCCUGACUGUACUAGACUUUUUUGGAUGAAUGUUCACUAAGGAUACAGUUAAGAGUACCAAAUACUUGACAUCUAAGACAAUAUAUAAAAUCUUCAUUUCCAGAAGUGAAAGGCUAAAGUUUUAGCACGAUUCUUUGUUGUCCACAGAGAUAAUGUAAUCGUGUUGCAAACGGAACAAGGAAUGGAAGUCAUUUCCAUUCUCAGAAGUGAUCUGAUUCACAAACGAAAAACCUCCCAACUUUGAUUUUUGCAUGGCCAUUUUUAAAAAACAGUGCAAUAAACUAUGUCUAGGGCCCUACCAAAUUCAUGGUCAAUUUCACAGUAAUAGGAUUUUUUAAAUAGUACAUUUCAUGAUUUCAGCUAUUUAAAUAUGAAAAUUCAUGGUGAUAGCAAUGGUGGGCCAAUAGUGUCAACAGGAGUCUAGUUGACUACUGGGAAAUAAUACAGUAUUGUUGAUAAAGCUAAUUUAAAGUGCAGAUGCUGAGCAGUCACAACUCCCAUUAAUUUCACUGGGAAUUGAGGAUGUUUGGCACCUUUUAGAAUCGGAACUAAUAGUAAAACUGGCUAAUUACCUUUGUCCUUCAACUGCUUUGAAAUCCCACUCCCAGUGAGUACCUACUUAAAUUAGUAGUUUUAAUGUUGCAUUUCAAAUUCAUAUGGAAUAAAGAACUGCUGGUAUUGUGAAGGAGACAAUGGCCUUGCCUUUCAGGCUCAAGUAUAUGUAGCUACAUUAUCUCUCUCCCUCAAAGGAUGUAACUGUCUGCCUCUCUGAAUAAUAUACUUAUUAUCAGUCUCUUAUCGGUUACUCAGUUAACUUUCACAUAAAUAACUGAUGAGGUUCCUUGAGGAUUUAUUCCAAAAUAUUAACCAAACUCAGUGCAGUAAACAUAGUUUUUACUUUUUUUGUCGUUAACAAAGUUUAAAAGGAAAUUUAAUUUAAUGUCACUGGGCACUCACAGCAGCAGCACUGCUUGAGCACUGGUCUUGGGCCGAAUGUGGCCAGUCUUAGAUCUUGGAACAGUAUGAUUUUUAAUCCCUGCUGUAAAACCCACUUUACACUACAAAUACAGCAAGUGAUGUAAACUGAGACAUAUUAAACAGAAACCCAGCGUGGUUUGAAUAUGGUUUUUAACACUGUUGUAUAGUGCUUUGAUAAUGUUCCUAGUUCGUAGAGGUUAAGGCUAGAAGGGACCAUCUAGUGGGAAUCAUCUAGUCCAGGGAUUGGCAACCUUUGGCAUGCGGCUCGCCAGGGUAAGCACCCUGGCAGGGCAGGCCGGUUUGUU